CGACUUGUAAUGGAUUCGGUACUUAUCCUACCCACUCCAUCAUACAGACUCUAGAAAACUCCCAAAAUGUUUAAAAACCUACUUAUUCCUUCAACCAGACUGUUUGAUGAAAUAUACUUAUAUUUAUGCGGUCAUGAGCAAGUUUCUGUGUCUUUAUAAAACAGAACCGGUUAGCCUUCUCUCUCUUUCACACCACCGAAAAACUUCAAUCCAUUCAAAAACUCCCACAUCAAUAAUUCUUCCGAGUAUUUCCGAUCUUUAUAGCAUUUUUCUAUUAGAAUUUUUCAGAGAUGGAUAUACAACUCCAUAGAUGACUAUGCUUUGGAUUUGUUUCUCAUCUUGGUUUUGCUGAUCAUCUGGUGGUUCUUAGAAUGAGUAUGUUACCAUGAUCAACCAUGAAAUUAUGAGCGUGGCAACGCAUAUUAUGGUAAUGGCAAUUAUCCUAUCGGUCGUAUUGUUGUUUGUGGGGAUUGGAUUGUUGGUCAUAGUCCAUGUUUGCAUAGUAGGAAGGGCUUUCAGAAGCGGGUUUGGUGAUGUUUCAGUGGUGGAAAGGGCUAGCGGUGGAAACAGAAGCAUGUCAAGGGAUGAUUUAGAGAAGCUUCCUUGCUAUGAUUAUAUAACCAAAGACACAGCGAAUAGUAGUCCGGUGGACUGUGCAGUGUGCUUGGAGACCUUCAAGAUGGGUGAAAAGUGCAGAUUGUUGCCGUUUUGCAAGCACAGUUUUCAUGCUCAGUGUGUGGAUGAAUGGCUUUUAAGGACCCCCAUUUGUCCAAUCUGUAGAAGCUCUGCAGAUUCUCGCAGAGGAGGAGGAGAUGAAAGUGGGUGUUUCAGUGAUAUUAGUGUUGAAUUGAGAGGAAGCCAAACAACAACAGGAAGCAGCAAUUUGGGAGAGAGUCAAAGAGUAGAAAGUAACCAAUUCAGUGAGUUGAGAGACAUCCAAACACAGGAAAGCAUAGAGUUGAGUGUUGCUAUAUCUGAAUCAGAUGAAAGCCAAACAAGUAUAGGUGGGAACCAAUCCAUUUCCAAUAAUAUUCCAACUGCUCUGCCUCAAGAAGAUGUUCCAGGAAGACUGCCUGUAUGAGAUUGUUUUGGCAUUUUUUGGUUUUUUCUCUCCUUUUUUUUUUUUUUUUUUUUAGGUGAACAAACUGUCUGCUUGUUUGGUGGAUAUGGGUGUUCCAACUCCUUUUUUAUUGUAGCAAAAAAAAUGAUAUAUUGAUUGCAGACUUUGCAGCUUAAAAACGUUUUAAGCUCUGCUUUUGUAAAAAGGAAAAA
Messenger RNA from Ziziphus jujuba (common jujube), 1272 nucleotides. RefSeq names its product RING-H2 finger protein ATL74. NCBI's taxonomy places the organism in Eukaryota, Viridiplantae, Streptophyta, Magnoliopsida, Rosales, Rhamnaceae. The coding region runs from base 386 to 1081 and encodes 231 amino acids. The record is from RefSeq and is a predicted model, not a curated record. The transcript has a single exon.